This is a messenger RNA of Trichoplax adhaerens, 954 nucleotides long. RefSeq lists its product as uncharacterized. The transcript has 5 exons. The record is from RefSeq and is a predicted model, not a curated record. The annotation marks the transcript as partial. Lineage: Eukaryota; Metazoa; Placozoa; Uniplacotomia; Trichoplacea; Trichoplacidae.
GAUCCUCGCAUUACGCAUUGGUCUCUAAUCGGUGAUCAAAUUGUUUAUCAUUUAUGGCUUCGUUUACUUGACCAUAGCUUUGUACAAGUUGUAAUUUUGUAUAAGAGAGGUAGUGGUAAUUAUCAUUGGUAUGGUCCUGUCAAGAACCCUUCCAUACUGUCUGGUUUCUCAAGAAAUAGAUCGGCUAACCAGUUUGGCGAAUUUGAAGGUGUAUAUGACAAGUACGUUUCUCGCCGAGUAUCAAUCGAUGGGUUUAGAGUUCACAUACCGAUUAAUAUCAACGCAUUUUUACGUCAAUCGAGAUCUCAGUACACAAUGUGUAAUAUGAGUAGAGCUAUGAUUUUUUUUCAAAAUCAUGGGAAAGACCUGUCACCCAAAGCCAAGAAGUUUUAUGACUCGUCUAAAAAACUAAUAACUAAAGCGAAAAAAGUCUUAGAUGAUUUAAUGAUUCCAUUUUGGAUUAGUAGUGGAACAUGCCUAGGUUGGUUUCGCCAAUGUGGAAUCAUUCCCUAUAGCAACGACGUAGAUAUUGGCAUUAUGGCAGACGACUAUAAACCAGUGCUCAUUAACGCUAUGAAAAGAAACGGUUUUUCCUUAAAAUUUAUUUUUGGCAAACUAAACGAUAGCUAUGAGUUAUCGUUUAUGUAUGGAGAAAUCAAGUUGGACAUUUUCUUUUUUUAUAAAGAGAAAUCGUACUAUUGGAAUGGAGGCACUCAAGCGAGAACUGGCCUUAAAUUUAAAUAUAUUUUCCCGAAAUUUACCUUAUGUUGGACAGAAUUUCUUAAUCUGAUGAUUCGUGUUCCUUGCGAUACGCAAGUAUAUCUGGAGGCCAACUAUGGUAUUAACUGGUUCACACCUAUUAAAACAUGGGACUGGAAAGAAAGCCCCCCUAAUGUUAUCAAGAAUGGUCAAUGGGAUCGUCAUGAAUGGUCAAAAGUAAUACAACUAUUUUAA